UUGGCUGGCUGGGUGUCACCUGUCGCAGGGUGAGGGGCUGCGCACCAGCAGCAAAAGUUUCACCUCGCCCGCGCGCGUGCGCGUGUAUAUAUACCGGCCGUCCUGGCAGUGUCCCGGUUGCAGCUUGCACACGUCCGGCACAAGAGAGCGAAACAGCAGCAGCAGAGACCUAGCCAUCGGCGGCGAGCUAGCUGUUUGAAGCUGCCGGAUUGGUAGCUCGUAGCUGGGAGGUUCCGGGGGUCGAUGGGGAAAGGCCGGGCACCGUGCUGCGCCAAGGUGGGGCUCAACAGGGGCUCCUGGACGCCGGAGGAGGACAUGCGCCUCAUCGCCUACAUUCACAAGUACGGCCACGCCAACUGGCGCGCCCUCCCCAAGCAAGCAGGCUUGCUCCGUUGCGGCAAGAGCUGCCGGCUCCGGUGGAUCAACUACCUCCGCCCGGACCUCAAGCGCGGCAACUUCACCGUCGAGGAGGAGGACACCCUCAUCAAGCUGCACAACAUGCUCGGCAACAAGUGGUCCAAGAUCGCGGCGUGCCUGCCGGGGAGGACGGACAACGAGAUCAAGAACGUCUGGAACACCCACCUCAAGAAGCGGGUGGCGGCCAGCGCCGGGGAGCACAAGAAGCCCGGGCCCAAGACCAAGAAGAAAACCACCUGCGCGGCGCCGUCGCCGUCCCCGUCGCCGUCCUCUUCCACCACAACCGCCACAACCACCACCACCAACUGCUCCAGCGGCGAGUCCGGCGAGCAGAGCAACACCAGCAGCAAGGAGCCGGAACCGGAGCUGGACAAGAUCGAGAUCCCCAUGCUGGACCUCGGCUUCGACAUCGACAUCGACAUGCUCCUUGACGCCGUCCCAGAGACGCACUGCCCGGCCGUCUCCUCGGCGGCGACCUCGUCCUGCACGUCCGCGUCCCCGCCGUGCGUGGCGGACGACGACGACGCGCUGCUCGACCUGCCGGAGAUCGACAUCGUCCCGGAGCUGUGGAGCAUCAUGGACGGCGCGUGCGUGGAAACGGCCCAGGCACCGUGGGGAAAUGCGGCGCCGUGCCAGGGCAACGGAGCAGAGGCGACGGCCGACGAGGACGACGGAAAGGAGUGGUGGUUGGAAGAUUUGGAAAAGGAGCUGGGCCUCUGGGGGCCCAUCGAGGACUACCAGCACCAACAACAACCGGACCCACUAGGUCGCGUGGGCCCGCUCUCCGCCAGCGUGGACGACCCCGUGUCGUGCUACUUCCAAGCUGGCCCCGCCACGUCGGCCGUCCACGUCCAGGCACCCGAGGCCUCUGCGGUUCUCACAGACAUCCCGAUGGACCUAUGAUAUCACUAAGUAUCACCCGUCCGAUCUCUUAGUAUAGAAAACAAGCAACGCGAUCGGACGGCCACGACUGAUGCUAGUACACAAUACACGUGUAUAAACUGUACAACUGUACGCCUGCAAGAGGUGUACGUACGUACGUGCGUGCGUACAGGCCCAGCACGAAGACUAUACAAAAAAGGAGAUAGUAGUUAGGCUAGGACGCACACACAGGAGGAGAUGCCUACAAUAACCUUUGGUGAAGAUGUGUACACACCACACCACGUACUUUGGACAGCAGCAGCAAAGUGUAAGUGGUGCAAUGCAAAUGCAAAUGCAAAUGCAAUGCAAAUUAGCCACACAAAAAGGCCUCCGGGGUGUAGCCUAAACUUCAGCUGCCAAACGCUACACACCAGCGACCAAGUACGGCUCAGCACAGUGCAGAUGCGUGCGUGCGUGCGUGUUUGCAUCGACGGCAUAUAUGCCGUCAGCGUGACGCGGGCGCUUUAUCAUCGGAAUUCCUACUACGGUUUCGGCCCGGCCAAUCGGCUGGCCCUGACUUUUGGACUAUGGCAUGCACUGCAGCAACGCCUUUUGUGCUUUCUUGACGAAUAUUGAUUCUGUGUCUGCCCCGUCACAUCC
Hordeum vulgare subsp. vulgare (domesticated barley) is the source of this 1938-nucleotide messenger RNA. Its product is annotated as myb-related protein Zm1-like. The coding region runs from base 244 to 1320 and encodes 358 amino acids. The record is from RefSeq and is a predicted model, not a curated record. NCBI's taxonomy places the organism in Eukaryota, Viridiplantae, Streptophyta, Magnoliopsida, Poales, Poaceae. The transcript is spliced from 3 exons.